Molecule: messenger RNA, 10843 nt
Organism: Gadus chalcogrammus (walleye pollock)
Lineage: Eukaryota; Metazoa; Chordata; Actinopteri; Gadiformes; Gadidae
Gene: trioa
Product: trio Rho guanine nucleotide exchange factor a
Biological process (GO): protein phosphorylation
Cellular component (GO): cytoplasm
Molecular function (GO): ATP binding; protein kinase activity; protein binding
Source: RefSeq, a predicted model, not a curated record
CAGCAACAAGGGAUAGAUUAUAUGCGGGAUGAGGUGUGGAGCCUUUUGCCCAUCAGUGAUCACCCAUUGCUUCCUCGUUUCCGAAAGCUCACGGAGAUUCACCGAAAAGCGACCCAGCCCCUCCUGUGGCCCAUUGCCCCCUCCUCCCACCGACAGUGACUCUCCCCUCGGUUCCACUCCGAGGAAGGAUCCCCUGGUAGUACGGCGAUAACAGUCUAAUGGCCGUACUCAAGAUGGAGGUUUGCAGAUAGCAUGAACGAUAUGUAAACGUCCUCGUAGCCGGCCGCUUCCCUUUACUAGCGUUUUUCGGAAGACCAGAGUGAUUUGGACAGCUUGAUACCCUGGAAAGAACGGGGCUUCUACUCGGGAUUUUUAGCUCCUGUUCAGAUUGGCAGCCAUGAGCUCGGGGGAAGGAGGAGACGAGACGUCAAAAGACGCUGCCGAUAUAGCGGCGUUCUUCAAAAAUGAUGGUUCCCUCCCUAAAGAGCCAAAAGGAGAUGUAUCUAGCCACAUAGCAGCUUUCAAGCGCAAUGAGGAGAUGCGAGCUAUAGAGGUGCUGCCCAUCCUCAAAGAGAAGGUUGCCUUUCUGUCAGGUGGCAGAGACAGGCGAGGAGGUCCUGUCUUAACAUUUCCAUCACGCAGCAACCACGACAGAAUACGACAGGAAGACCUGCGCAAACUCAUAGCCUACCUGGCCGGAAUCCCUAGCGAGGAUGUGGCCCGACAUGGCUUCACGGUCAUCGUGGACAUGCGCGGCUCCAAGUGGGAUAGCAUCAAGCCUGUUCUGAAGAUCCUGCAGGAGUCGUUCCCCUCCUGCAUCCACGUGGCCCUCAUCAUCAAGCCUGACAACUUCUGGCAGAAGCACCGCACCAACUUCGGAAGCUCCAAGUUCGAGUUCGAGACCACCAUGGUGUCGUUAGAGGGCCUGUCCAAGGUGGUGGACCCCUCCCAGCUGACGGCAGACUUCGACGGCAGCCUGGACUACAACCAUGAGGAGUGGAUAGAGGUGCGCGUGGCCUUCGAGGAGUUCUCGGGUCAUGCGGGCCAGAUGCUGUCGCGCCUGGAGGAGAUGCAGGAGACGGUGGCCCGCAAGGACUUCCCCCAGGACCUGGAGGGGGCCCGCCGGAUGAUAGAGGAGCACGCCGCCCUCAAGAAGAAGGUGAUCAAGGCCCCCAUCGAGGAGCUGGACACGGAGGGACAGAGGCUGCUACAGCGCAUCCACAGCACCGAGGCCUUCUCCAACCGUAACGGCGGCGGCGGCGGCGGCGGGGGGACCGGUAACGUGGACAUGGGCCUGGUGCCGCGGGUCAACCAGCUGCUGGACAAGCUGCACACCACGCGGCAGCAGCUGCACCAGGCCUGGCACGUCCGCAAGCUGCAGCUGGACCAGUGCUUCCAGCUGCGCCUCUUCGAGCAGGACGCCGAGAAGAUGUUUGACUGGAUCUUGCACAACAAAGGUCUGUUCCUGGCCGGCUACACGGAGAUCGGCAACAGCCACCCCCACGCGGCAGAGCUGCAGACCCAGCACAACCACUUUGCAAUGAACUGCAUGAACGUGUACGUGAACAUCAACCGCAUCAUGUCGGUGGGGAACCGGCUGCUGGAGUCCGGCCACUACGCCUCCCAGCAGAUCAAGCAGAUCUCGGCCCAGCUGGAGCAGGAGUGGAAGGCCUUCGCCGCCGCGCUGGACGAGCGCAGCACGCUGCUGGAGAUGUCGGCGAGCUUCCACCAGAAAUGCGACCAGUACAUGGGGAACGUGGAGUCGUGGUGCAAGGCGUGCGGGGAGGUGGAGCUGCCGUCGGAGCUGCAGGAUCUGGAGGACGCCAUCCACCACCACCAGGGCCUGUACGAGCACAUCACCGCCACCUACUCAGAGGUGAGCCAGGACGGGAAGGCUCUGCUGGACAAGCUGCAGCGCCCCCUAACCCCGGGCAGCGCCGACUCCCUGACGGCGUCGGCCAACUACUCCAAGGCGGUGCACCGCGUGCUGGACAUCAUCCACCAGGUGCUGCACCACCAGCGGCAGCUGGAGAACAUCUGGCAGCACCGCAAGGUGCGCCUGCACCAGCGGCUGCAGCUCUGCGUGUUCCAGCAGGACGUCCAGCAGGUGCUGGACUGGAUUGAGAACCAUGGCGAGGCCUUCCUCAGUAAGCACACGGGCGUGGGGAAGUCUCUCCACCGGGCGCGGGCGCUGCAGAAACGCCAUGAGGACUUUGAGGAGGUGGCCCAGAACACCUACACCAAUGCAGACAAGCUGCUGGAGGCGGCGGAGCAGCUGGCCCAGACGGGGGAGUGCGACCCGGAGGAGAUCUACCAGGCCGCCCACCAGCUGGAGGACCGCAUCCAGGACUUUGUGCGGCGCGUGGAGCAGCGCAAGGUGCUGCUGGACAUGUCGGUGGCCUUCCACACGCACGUCAAGGAGCUGUGGACGUGGUUGGAGGAGCUGCAGAAGGAGCUGCUGGACGACGUGUACGCAGAGUCGGUGGAGGCGGUCCAGGACCUCAUCAAGAGGUUCGGCCAGCAGCAGCAGACCACCCUGCAGGUCACCGUCAACGUCAUCAAGGAGGGGGAGGACCUCAUCCAGCAGCUCAGGGACUCGGCCAUCUCCAGCAACAAGACGCCCCACAACAGCUCCAUGGCGCACAUCGAGGGCGUGCUGCAGCAGCUGGACGAGGCCCAGGCCCAGAUGGAGGAGCUCUUCCAGGAGAGGAAGAUCAAGCUGGAGCUCUUCCUCCAGCUGCGCAUCUUCGAGAGGGACGCCAUCGACAUAAUCUCUGACCUGGAGGCGUGGAACGAGGAGCUGACGAGCCAGAUGAGUGAGUUCGACACGGAGGACCUGAGCCUGGCGGAGCAGCAGCUCCAGCACCACGCCGACAAGGCCCUGACCGUCAACAACCUCACCUUCGACGUCAUCCACCAGGGCCAGGAGCUGCUGCAGUAUGUCAACGAGGUGCAGGCGUCCGGCGUGGAGCUGCUGUGCGACCGGGACGUGGACAUGGCCACGCGCGUGCAGCACCUGCUGGAGUUCCUCCACGAGAAGCAGCAGGAGGUGGACCUGGCGGCGGAGCAGCGGCGCCGGCACCUGGAGCAGUGCGUCCAGCUGAGGCACCUGCAGGCCGAGGUCAAGCAGGUUCUGGGUUGGAUCCGGAACGGGGAGUCCAUGCUGAACGCUGGUCUGAUCACGGCCAGCUCCCUGCAGGAGGCAGAGCAGCUCCAGAGAGAGCAUGAGCAGUUCCAACAUGCUAUUGAGAAGACGCACCAGAGCGCCCUGCAGGUGCAGCAGAAGGCGGAGGCGCUGCUCCAGGCCAACCACUACGACAUGGACCUGAUCCGGGACUGUGCCGAGAGCGUGGCCUCCCACUGGCAGCAGCUCAUGCUGAAGAUGGAGGACCGCCUCAAGCUGGUCAACGCCUCGGUGGCCUUCUACAAGACCUCCGAGCAGGUGUGCAGCGUGCUGGAGAGCCUGGAGCAGGAGUACAAGAGGGAGGAGGACUGGUGCGGCGGGGCCGACAAACUGGGGCCCAACUGUGAGUCUGAGCACGUGACCCCCAUGAUCAGCAAGCACCUGGAGCAGAAGGAGGCCUUCCUCAAGGCGUGCACGCUGGCCAGGCGCAACGCAGACGUCUUCCUGAAGUACAUGCACAGGAACAGCGUCAACAUGCCGGGGAUGCUGAGCCACGUGAAGGCACCAGAGCAGCAGGUCAAGAACAUCUUGAACGAGCUGCUGCAGAGAGAGAACCGCGUGCUACACUUCUGGACCAUGAGGAAACGACGGCUGGACCAGUGCCAGCAGUAUGUGCUGUUUGAGCGCAGUGCCAAGCAGGCUCUGGAGUGGAUCCACGACACGGGGGAGUUCUACCUGUCCACACACACCUCCACGGGCUCCAGCAUCCACCACACCCAGGAACUACUCAAGGAGCACGAGGACUUCCACAUCACCGCCAAGCAAACCAAAGAGCGCGUGAAGCUGCUGAUCCAGCUGGCGGACGGCUUCUGUGACAAGGGCCACGCCCACGCGGUGGAGAUCAAGAAGUGGGUGACGGCGGUGGACAAGCGCUACCGGGACUUCUCCCUGCGCAUGGACAAGUACCGCGGCAGCCUGGAGAAGGCCCUGGGCAUCUCCUCCGACUCCAACAAGGCCAGCAAGGACCUCCAGCUGGACAUCAUCCCAGCCAGCGCCCCGGGGUCAGAGGUCAAGCUGAGGGACGCCGCCCACGAGCUCAACGAGGAGAAACGCAAGUCGGCCCGCAGGAAGGAGUUCAUCAUGGCAGAGCUGAUUCAGACGGAGAAGGCAUAUGUGCGCGACCUCCGGGAGUGCAUGGAUACGUACCUGUGGGAGAUGACCAGUGGGGUGGAGGAGAUUCCUCCAGGGAUCAUCAACAAGGAACACAUCAUCUUCGGCAACAUGCAGGACCUCUACGAGUUCCACCACAACAUCUUCCUCAAAGAGCUGGAGAAGUACGAGCAGCUGCCUGAAGAUGUGGGCCACUGCUUCGUCACAUGGGCCGAUAAGUUCCAGAUGUACGUGAACUACUGUAAGAACAAGCCGGACUCCACGCAGCUCAUCCUUGAGUUCGCCGGGCCCUACUUCGACGAGAUCCAGCAGAGGCACCGGUUGGCCAACUCCAUCUCCUCCUACCUCAUUAAGCCGGUGCAGAGAAUCACCAAGUACCAGCUCCUGCUCAAGGAGCUGUUGACUUGCUGUGAGGAAGGGAAGGGGGAGAUCAAGGACGGCCUGGAGGUGAUGCUCAGUGUUCCCAAAAGAGCCAACGACGCCAUGCACCUCUCCAUGCUGGAGGGCUUCGAUGAGAACCUGGAGUCCCAGGGGGAGCUCAUCCUGCAGGACUCCUUCCAGGUGUGGGACCCCAAGACUCUCAUCCGCAAGGGCCGCGAGCGCCACCUCUUCCUCUUUGAGAUGUCGCUGAUCUUCAGCAAGGAGGUCAAGGACUCCAACGGCAGGAGCAAAUACAUCUACAAGAGCAAGCUCUUUACGUCGGAGUUAGGGGUGACGGAGCACGUUGAGGGCGACCCCUGUAAGUUUGCUCUCUGGGUGGGACGCACGCCCACCUCCGACAACAAGAUUGUACUCAAGGCUUCCAACAUCGAGAACAAGCAGGACUGGAUCAAACACAUCCGGGAGGUGAUCCAGGAGCGCACCAUCCACCUGAGGGGGGCCCUGAAGGAGCCCAUCCACAUCCCCAAGGCCACCACCGCCAAGCACCACAAGGGCCGCAGGGACGGAGAAGACCUGGACAGUCAGGGUGAGGGCAGCAGCCAGCCAGACACCAUCUCUCUGGCCUCCCGCACCUCUCAGAACACCCUGGACAGCGACAAGCUGUCGGGCGGCUGUGAGCUCACGGUGGUCAUCCACGACUUCCUGGCGGGCAACAGCAACGAGCUGACGGUGCGGCGGGGCCAGACGGUGGAGGUGCUGGAGCGCUGCCACGAGCGGCCCGACUGGUGCCUGGUGCGGACCACCGACCGCUCGCCCGCCCACGAGGGCCUGGUGCCCUGCGCCGUGCUCUGCAUCGCCCACUCCCGCUCCUCCAUGGAGAUGGAGGGCAUCUUCAACCACAAAGACACGUUGUCGGUGUGCAGUAACGACUCCAUCCUCCCGGGCUCCUCGGCCACGCUACAGCCGGGCCACGGCAUGCACAUCCACACCUCGCCCGGACCCAAGCACCGGGCCCCAGGCAACACGCUGCGCAAGUGGCUGACCAGCCCGGUGCGCCGGCUGAGCAGCGGCAAGGCGGACGGACACGUCAAGAAGCUGGCGCACAAACACAAGAAGAACCGCGAGGUGAGGAAGAGCGGGGACGUGGGCACGCUGGGCUCCCAGAAGGACUCGGACGACAGCGCCGCGACGCCCCAGGACGAGACGGUGGAGGAGAGGGUGCGCAACGAGGGUCUGUCGAGCGGCACCCUGUCCAAGUCGAGCUCGUCGGGCAUGCAGAGCUGCGGGGAGGAGGAGGGCGAGGAGGGGGCCGACUCGGUGCCCCUGCCGCCCCCCAUGGCCAUCCAGCAGCACAGCCUGCUGCAGCCGGACGCCCCCGACGACAAGACGUCCUCUCGUCUCUCCGUCCGCCCCUCCAGCUCCGAGACCCCCAGUGCCGCGGAGCUGGUGAGCGCCAUCGAGGAGUUGGUCAAGAGCAAGAUGGCUCUGGAGGAGCGCCCCAGCUCCCUGUCUGUGGACCCGGGGGACAGCAGCUCGCCCUCCCUCAACCCCUCGGACAACUCCCUGCUCUCCUCCUCCUCGCCCGUCGACGAGGUGGACGAGCGCAAGACGGGCAGCCUCCGGAAGAGACGUUACAUCCUGGUGGAUUUGGUGGAGUCGGAGCGGGAGUACAUCAAUGACCUCAGUCUGCUGGUGGACGGGUAUGUGAGCCAAAUGAGGGAGGAGGGGAUCCCGGAGGACAUGAAGGGCAAGGACAAGAUUGUUUUCGGCAACGUCGUGCAGAUCUACGACUGGCACAAAGAUUACUUCCUGUCUGAGCUGGAGAAGUGUCUGCAGGACCCUGAUCGACUGGGACCACUCUUCGUCAAACAGGAGCGGCGCCUCAACAUGUACGUGGUCUACUGCCAGAACAAGCCCAAGUCGGAGCAGAUUGUCCUGGAGUACAUCGACACCUACUUUGAGGAGCUGAAGCAGCGGCUGGGUCACCGGCUGCCCAUCUCGGACCUGCUCUCCAAGCCCGUGCUGAGGAUCAUGAAGUACCAGCUGCUGCUGAAGGAUUUCCUCAAAUCUUCCAGAAAGGCUGGCAUGGAGUUUGGGGAGUUGGAGAAAGCGGUGGAGGUCAUGUGCCUCGUGCCCAAACGCUGCAACGACGUCAUGAGCGUGGGCCGCCUCCAGGGCUUCGACGGGAAGGUGGUAGCCCAGGGCCGCCUGCUGCUGCAGGACACCUUCAUGGUGCUGGAGGCCCAGGGGGGCGCGCUGGGACGCAUGGAGGAGAGGAGGGUCUUCCUCUUCGAGCAGCUGGUCCUCUUCAGCGAGCCCCUGGACAAGAAGAGGGGCUUCUCCCUGCCCGGCUUCCUCUACAAGAGCAGCAUCAAGGUGAGCUGUCUGGGCCUGGAGGAGAACGAGGAGGGGGACCCCUGCAGGUUCACCCUGACCUCGCGGGGGCCCUCCGGCGCCACGGAGGCCCUGGAGCUCCACUCCAGCCACCCGGGGGUCUGCCAGGUGUGGGUGCUGCAGAUCGGCCAGAUGCUGGAGGGCCAGCAGAACCUCCUCAACACGCUCACCUCCCCGCUGGAGUACCAGAGGAACCACGUAGGGGCGAGCGGCGGGCCGUGUCCCCCCAGCCUCGGGGCCCCGGGCGGGCCCAGUGGAGCAGGGGCCCCUGGAGGAGGCGGCAGCGGCACCCCCCAGGACGGCUCCGGCUCCCCCUCCCGCCGGCCCUCCAGGAUCCCCCAGCCCUCGCGCCUCCCCCAGCCCCUCCGCCACCACCCCGGGGGAGAGUCCGACGGCCCCCCCAAGGUUUCAGGUUCGUCCCCCUGCCCCGCCCCUUCCCCUGCCCCCCCCACCGGGGGUAGUCCACAGGGUAAGCGCCCCCUCCAGCCCCCCGACGACCCAGCCCAGACCCCCGCCCCCUCCAAUGCGGUGGCCCCUAGCCCCCGUGCCACCGUGGGACCCACACCCUCCACCCCCACCUCCAAACCCCGCCCGGGGACCAUCUCCCCCAUGGCCUCUCCGAUGGCCACCCCUGCCUUUGGCAAGGACGCCCUCCCCCUGCCCCCGCCCAGCCCCGGGCCGAAGGGGGGCUCUGGGUUCUGGAGCUCCAUGCCGGGCUCCCCGGCCAGCCGGCCUGGCUCGUUCACCUUCCCCGGGGAGGUAGGGGAGUCGCCGGCCCGGCCGAACCAGACCCAGAGCCAGGGCGUCUCUGGGGGCCAGAGCCAGGGCACCCACAGACACUCCACGCACAGCAAGGAGGCGGACCGUAUGAGCACAUGCUCGUCCACCAGCGAGCAGUCCAUCCAGUCCACCCAGAGCAACGGGAGUGAAAGCAGCAGCAGCAGUAGCGUGUCCACCAUGCUGGUCACCCAGGACUACAUGGCGGUGAAGGAGGACGAGGUCAGCGUGGUCCAGGGCGAGGGGGUGCAGAUCCUGGCCAGCAACCAGCAGAACAUGUUCCUGGUGUUCCGGGCGGCCACGGAGCAGGGCCCCGCCGCCGAGGGCUGGAUCCCGGGCUACGUGCUGGGACACACGUCGGCGCUCAUCACCGACGGCCCCGACGGAACCGUCAACAGGAAGUGUUCUUCAUGGCACACGACCCUGCGCAUCCGGAAGAAGUCUGAGAAGAAGGAGAGGGAGGGGAAGAAGGAGAUCAAGCUGGAGAACGGGUACAGGAAGUCCAAAGAUGGCCUGGCCAAUAAGGUUUCUGUAAAGCUUCUAAAUCCCAACUACAUCUAUGAUGUGCCGCCCGAGUUCCUGGUGCCGCUGGCUGACGUGACGUGUGACAGCGGAGAGAGCGUCACCCUCCGGUGUAAAGUGUGUGGAAGACCCCGCGCCUCCGUCACCUGGAAGGGCCCCCACCAGAGCCUCCUCACCAACAACGGGCGCUGUAGCAUAGCCUACAGCGAUACCGGUGAGGCGACUCUGAGGAUCACGGGCGCCGCCUCGGAGGACGACGGCUCCUACACCUGUGAGGCCACCAACGACCUGGGCACCGUGACGACCACCGCCAGCCUGAGAGUGCUGGCUGUGUCUAGUGACGGUGUCCGGGUCAGCUGGAAGGACAGCUUUGAGUCCUUCUACACCGAGGUGGCAGAACUGGGCAGGGGGCGCUUCUCCGUGGUGAAGCACUGCGACCAUCGCGGUGCCAAGCGCUCGGUUGCGGUGAAGCUGGUGAACAAGAAGCUGAUGAGGAGGGACCAGGUCACCCAGGAGCUCAGCCUGCUCCAGCGGCUGCAGCACCCCCACCUCGUGGGCCUCCUGGACACCUACGAGACCCCCAGCAGCUACGCCCUGGUCCUGGAGAUGGCUGAUCAAGGCCGUCUGCUGGACUACAUCGUGAGCUGGGGGAAUCUGACGGAGGACAAGGUGGCCUGCUACCUUCGGGACGUCCUGGAAGCUUUACACUACCUACACAACAGCCGGGUUGUACAUCUGGACGUCAAACCUGAGAACCUGCUGGUGUCCCAGAGCUCCGGCGGCCCGCCCUCCAUCAAGCUCACGGACUUCGGCGACGCGGUGCAGCUGGGCGGCUCCCACCACGUCCACGCCCUGCUGGGCAGCCCCGAGUUCGCCGCCCCCGAGGUGGUGCUGGGGGAGCCGGCCUCCCCGGCCUGCGACCUGUGGAGCCUGGGCGUGGUCACCUACGUGCUGCUCAGCGGCGCCUCGCCCUUCCUGGACGAGAGCACCGAGGAGACCUGCCUGAACAUCUGCCGCCUGGACUUCAGCUUCCCCGGGGACUACUUCCAGGGCGUGGGCCACGCCGCCCGGGACUUUGUGUGCCUGCUGCUGAGGACGGACCCCGGCCGGAGGCCCCCCGCGCGGCUGUGCCUCCAGGAGCCCUGGCUGCAGGGCGGCGGCGCCGAGGUCUGCCUGGACACCUCCCGCCUCAUCUCCUUCAUCGACCGCAGGAGGCACCAGACGGACGCGCGGCUCGGCGGCAUGAGGAGCUUCCUCCACAGCCGGCUGCAGCCCGCGGUGUGACCCCCCACCCACCCCCACCCCGCGCGCGGCGGACAGACGGGCGGACGGCCCCUCGGCUCCUCGCCCCUGGGAUCGGAUGGGAUGGGCCGUGGCCCCAGUGGGAUCAGUGGUCAGACUGUGGUUAGAGAAGGUUUUUUCCGGCAGUCCCUCAUCCACAUGAUGCCAACAGCUGGCCGCAGAGUCUGACCCCCCCAUCCCCCCGCCACCUGCCUGAGAGGCGGAGCCUGUACGCCGAUCUCUUCCUCGUUCACACGUGCUCCAGUCCUCUUCGCCCCAAGAAAUGAUGACCUGUUGUUCAGGUCAGCCAAUCAAAGCCCUGGAGAAGAGUUCUCAGCCGACCAACGGGUGGAUGUCCUUGUCUACUGCUGCUUGCUGUUUUCAGAAUCAAAGCCCUUUUUUAUAGUAAAGCGAAGCGAAAAAAAAGUGAAAAAAAUAAAGAUGGAGAAUGAAGUAAUUUAUUUUGCAAGACAUCGGAAUCGAUCAAAAAAAAGACACGAGAUUGAGCCUUGAAGCGACUGCACCGAGUAGCAGAGUUUCCACGGGAGAGAGCGACGCGAGCUAGGAACAGCCGAGCCAAGACGACCUCUGACCCCUCACCGCUGAGGGGAGGGAGGGAGGCGUCAUCUUUUGGUCCUGUUCCUCUUUCACACUCAAUCUGACUUUUAGACGAAGCAUCCCUUUUGUUAUAUAAACUAUGUAUAGAAAGGAAAAUAAUGUCCAUAGAUUUUCAAUUAUUUGUUUUAAAACAAAAAAAGCGUUGAUUAAUGUCGGUCCGUGGAAGGCUGCUGGAGGCCCCGAGCUUCCCCAUGUGACCGCGUGUGCCGGUCGGGCAGCCAGUCUCUUUGCUGUCAGUGCUUCUUGUAUGUGCCCUAUCUACGAUAACCAUGACGACCACGUUGCACGUAAAACUGCGCUGCACCGUCCGACCUCCGAAAAACGACAGACUAGACGUAGAAAGGAUGGUGUUUGGGCUUUUUCCUAGAUCAAACGUUGCGUUGUGCACAUAUACAGAUGUUUAAGCCUUACUUUGUAUAUAGACUUUGAACCGCCUUCGGAGUCCCCCUCCAAACUCCAAACGCCCGCUUUGGCCGUUGUGGCGGAAAUGACUAUUUGGGAGACAUAAAAAUGUAAGAUUGUGAUUGUGCGUCAGAGCCUUAGCAGCAGGGAUAGCCCGUCAGAGGGGUGAAUGCA